AUGCAGUCCCUCCUUCAAUACCGUCGUCUUCGCGAGGAUCUUGAGCGGACCAUCAAGUUACACGGUAUCGAUGCUGCUGCUGGUCACUCUUACUCUCAGCCGACUGGCGAUAUUCUCGAGGACGUUGGCGAUGCUCUUUUUCAGCAGCAGAUCGAAUCCAGCGAGUCCGCGUUAGAGAAAGCUUCCUCUGCUCCCCAGGGUCGGCGUCCACCUCCUUUCCAGUUUGGCGAUCCUGUCCUGGUUCUUCACGAUGGACAAAGGGCUACCAUCCCUGGAGUCAGGGUUCGUCGUGGCUCAGCCUCCAGUGGGACUGUUGAUACAAAUGCCGUCUUCGUUGUUGGGUUUGACAGAGACCACGACCAGUUUGACCCUAAGAACUGGACCCUCGGACGUAAAUGGAUGACACUCGGGAUUGUUGGAACAACUGGGUUUCUUGUCGGAUGGGCGUCGUCGAUUGACUCAGCUGUGGUCAAACAAGGCCAAGAUGCAUUUGGAGUCAGUGAAGUAACGGAGUCUCUUGCUACCUCUCUCUACCUGAUCGCCUUCGGCUUUGGAUCGCUCAUCGCUGCGCCAUUCUCGGAGAUAGUGGGACGCAACCCUGUCUACCUGGUGUCAUUAUCAAUGCUUAUGGUUUUCAUCAUGGCGUCAGGCCUAGCACCUAACAUCGGUGCUCAGCUUGCCUUUCGCUUCAUUGCUGGCAUCUUCGGGUGCACGCCCCUGACAACAUUCGGUGGUAGCAUGUCCGACCUCUUUAGCUGGCUCGAACGUACAUAUGCCUUCCCCAUUUGUUCCUCGCUUUCCUUUCUGGGGCCGUUUCUCGCACCGAUGGUGGGUGCUUUUAUCGGCCAAAGCUCCGCAAUCAGCUGGCGAUGGAGUGAAUGGACAUCUCUGAUUCUCGGAGGUUUAAUAACGGGGUCUAUCUUUCUAUUCGUACCUGAAACAUACGGCCCGGUUCUCCUCCAGUGGAAAGCUAGCCAUCUCCGCAAGAUCACAGGCGACUCUCGCUUCGUCGCCGAGAUCGAACUCCGCCAGACAUCCUUACCCAUCCGGCUAUUGCACAGCUGUUCCCGUCCAUUCCGUCUCUUUUUCGGCGAGAUAAUGGUCAUGCUUUUCACCAUGUAUCUUGUUGUGCUGUACAUCGUCCUCUUCGGGUUCUUGACAGGAUACGACUUCAUUUUUGGGAAGACAUACGGCUUCUCACAGGGAGCCGUCGGAUUGGCCUUCAUCGGCAUGAAUGUCGGAUUCAUGAUCGCCUUUGCCAUCGCGCCCUACAUAUACCUGAAAUACAAACGCGGGCUUGAGAGCGCUACCGCUGCCGGUCAAAAGAUGCUUCCACCCGAGGAAAGACUUUGGUACGCCAUGUACGGCGCGCCGUGGCUCCCCAUCUCGUUAUUCUGGAUGGGCUGGACUAGUUACGAAUCUGUCUCGUACUGGUCGAGUCUUGUGGCAUCUGUCGCAUUCGGGUUCUCGGUCCAGGGGAUCUUCAUCUCGAGUUAUCAGUACCUGAUCGAUACCUAUGAGCUGUACGCUGCCAGUGCAUUGGCUAGUGCGACGCUCAUGAGGUAUAUUGCCGCUGGGGUGAUGGUGGUGGUAUCCAUACCCAUGUACGGGAAUCUGGGUGUGCAUUGGACACUGACACUUCUUGGGUGCAUUUCGCUUCUGAUGACGCCUGUGCCUUAUGUGUUUUAUAAAUAUGGACAUGUGUUUCGGAAGUGGAGCAAGACUGCGGCAAUUGGUAGUUUGGCUGUUGAAAGCAACAAAUGA
Monascus purpureus is the source of this 1764-nucleotide messenger RNA. Lineage: Eukaryota; Fungi; Ascomycota; Eurotiomycetes; Eurotiales; Aspergillaceae. The record is from the annotation of a GenBank genome assembly.